Molecule: messenger RNA, 1507 nt
Organism: Lolium rigidum
Lineage: Eukaryota; Viridiplantae; Streptophyta; Magnoliopsida; Poales; Poaceae
Product: probable pectate lyase 8
Exons: 8
Coding region: 1-1434 (477 amino acids)
Molecular function (GO): pectate lyase activity
Source: RefSeq, a predicted model, not a curated record
AUGGCGGGAGAAGCGUGUUCGGCCGCGGCGGCGAGCAGGAGGAGGAGGAGGUGGUGGGCGGCGCUCGGGACCGUCUCCCUGCUCCUGCUCGUGGCCGUCGGCGGCGGUGGCGUGGCGUCCUACGGCGUGCGGCUGCGGGCCGGGAGCGCGGCCGCGGCGACGACGGUGGCGACCGGAGCGAGGCGGUGGCUGCGGGACUCCACCUCACGGCUCGCGGCGGCCAGGAUGAGCGACGUCGCCGACCCCGAUGCCGACGGGUCCGCGACGGGGGCCGUGGCUGGCGCGGUGGAUGACCCGGAAGCGGUGGCCUCACAAGUGCACAUGUCGAUCAGGAACAGCACCGCCCGCCGGAACCUGGGCGGGUACCUGUCGUGCGGGACGGGGAACCCGAUCGACGACUGCUGGCGCUGCGACCCGGACUGGCACAACAACCGGCAGCGCCUCGCCGACUGCGGCAUCGGCUUCGGCCGCAACGCCAUCGGCGGCCGAGACGGCAGGAUCUACGUGGUCACCGACCCGGGCGACGACGACCCCGUCACCCCCAGGAGAGGCACCCUGCGCCACGCCGUCAUCCGGAACGAGCCGCUGUGGAUCAUCUUCGAGCGCGACAUGGUCAUCACGCUCAGGCAGGAGCUCAUCAUGAACAGCUUCAAGACCAUCGACGGCCGGGGCGCCAACGUGCACAUCGCCAACGGCGCAUGCCUCACCCUCCAGUUCAUCACAAACGUCAUCAUCCACGGCCUGCACAUCCACGACUGCAGGCCCACGGGCAACGCCAUGGUGCGCAGCUCGCCGCGGCACUACGGGUGGCGCACCAUGGCCGACGGCGACGCCGUGUCCAUCUUCGCGUCCAGCCACGUCUGGGUCGACCACUGCUCCCUCUCCAACUGCGCCGACGGACUCAUCGACGCUGUCGAGGGAUCCACGGCCAUCACUGUGUCCAACAACUACUUCACCCACCACAAUGAGGUGAUGCUCCUGGGUCACAGUGACUUCUAUCUCAAGGACAAGGCAAUGCAGGUCACAAUAGCUUUCAACCAUUUUGGGGAAGGACUCAUUCAGAGAAUGCCAAGGUGCAGGCAUGGCUACUUCCAUGUGGUGAACAACGACUACACCCACUGGGAGAUGUACGCCAUCGGAGGGAGCGCCGAGCCAACCAUCAACAGCCAGGGGAACCGCUUCCUUGCACCAACCAACCCAUUUGCUAAGGAGGUGACAAAGAGAAUCGAGGCCGCUGAGACCACCUGGAACGCCUGGAACUGGAGGUCGGAGGGCGAUCUGCUGCUCAACGGCGCCUACUUUAUCCCGUCAGGAGCAGGCGCCUCAGCAAGCUACUCGCACGCCUCCAGCCUCGGUGCCAAGUCCUCAUCCAUGGUCGGGACCAUCACCUCUGGCGCAGGAGUCCUGUCAUGCCGCAAGGGCUCCGCCUGCUAGCACGCCACCGACAACAGAAAAAAACAUCCCAAGAAAACAUAGAAGCUAAAGCUACUAUAUGAAGAUAAGCCUU